Messenger RNA from Ostertagia ostertagi, 822 nucleotides. NCBI's taxonomy places the organism in Eukaryota, Metazoa, Nematoda, Chromadorea, Rhabditida, Trichostrongylidae. The record is from the annotation of a GenBank genome assembly.
GUGAGCGGAAGUCAACUUGGCGACAAGGUCGAAUUGGAAUUUCAAGCAUUUCGCCUUCAACAGUAUGAGCUCAACGGCAACGUCAUAGGAAGUAAACAUUUUCGAGUGCAGUAUGAGGCCGUGUCGCUUAAUUCGAAAGCGCUCAGAAGAUGCGUGGUUGUAUCAUGGCGCGAUCUAACUGGUCGGAACCUCGAUGAAUUAAUGGAGACUACUGUGGGUGCUCUGCUGAUUAUAAUUCCAUCGGAUCUGGAUGCUUUGUCACCUGCCGACAAGACGCUCUUCAUGGAGCUUGAGCAAAAACUUGCAACGGCACGCACUGAUCUUGCCGUGUACGUUUCGCAUUCAUCUCCCGAAGCGAACACCAUCCUAAGUGAUGUGCAAUCCGCCUCCGGUGUCAUUCACUUCGACUGGAUCGCCAUCAGCAACUCCAUUAACUUACAAGCCCAGGCCGUCUUAAGCAGCAGUGAACGCUCCGCUCCUACCAUUGCUUUUGUUGCUCACUACGAUUCUCAUGCUGUGUUCCCCGGAGCAGCUGUGGGAGCUGAUUCCAACGGUAGUGGAGUAAUUGUUUUGCUCGAGCUGCUUGCCAUUUUCCGUAAACUGUAUGAGAAGCCAUCCACGAGGCCUCCAUUCAAUUUGGUUUUCGUGUGGACGGCAGCAGGAAAAUACAAUUACCAAGGCGCAAGGCAGUUCAUCGAGGAUUUCCAGAGUGAUAAUUCUGAUGAUAACCGACUUGAGCUGGCAAUAUGUGUUGAGGCAGUUGGAAGUACAGGGCCAUUGUGGAUGCAUGCUUCGAAACAGCCUGCUGAUGGGUCUGCGGCA